Molecule: messenger RNA, 4661 nt
Organism: Notothenia coriiceps (black rockcod)
Lineage: Eukaryota; Metazoa; Chordata; Actinopteri; Perciformes; Nototheniidae
Gene: igf2bp2a
Product: insulin-like growth factor 2 mRNA binding protein 2a
Exons: 11
Molecular function (GO): RNA binding
Source: RefSeq, a predicted model, not a curated record
AGCCAUUGAGAAGUUAACAGGGCACCAGUUCGAAGACUACUCCUUCAAAGUGUCAUAUAUCGUGGACAUGGAUGCUGCUCCGCCCGACCAGGCUCCCCGCACGCGGCGCGGGGGGCGGUCCUCCCGGGAGGGGGGCUCUCAGCCCGGGCCCUCAGGAGACUAUGGCUCUCCCCGCACCAGACAACACGACUUCCCCCUGCGCAUGCUCGCGCCUUCUCAGUUUGUCGGAGCCAUCAUCGGCAAGGAGGGCUUCACCAUCAAGAAGAUCACCAAAAAUACCCAGUCUAAGGUGGACAUUCAUCGGAAGGAAAAUGCAGGGGCAGCAGAAAAGCCCAUUACCAUCCACUCAACUCCCGAAGGCUGCUCCGCCGCCUGUCGCAUGAUCCUGGACAUCAUGCAGAAGGAGGCCAACGAGACCAAGACGACGGAGGACAUCCCUCUGAAGAUCCUCGCCCACAACAGCCUCGUAGGGCGGCUGAUUGGGAAGGAGGGUCGAAACCUGAAGAAGAUCGAGGAGGACACAGGGACCAAGAUAACCAUCUCCUCGUUACACGACUUAACCAUUCACAACCUAGAGAGGAUCGUCACGGUGAAGGGCACCUUGGAUGAUUGUUGUAAAGCCCAGGUGGAGAUCCUGAAGAAACUGAUAGAAGCCUCCGAGAACGACAUUGCUGCUAUGAACCAACAGGCCAACCUGAUCCCAGGCUUGAACCUGAAUGCUCUGGGCAUCUUCUCCUCCGGCCUGCCGAUGCUGACCCCUGCUGCCGGACCCCGCGGUGCAGGGCCCCACAUGGCUCCAGCAGGAUACAACCCAUUCUUAAGUCACUCUUCACAUCUCAGUGGCCUGUACGGGGGUCCUCCAGCAAGUGCCAUCACCCACCAGCACUCAACUCCAGAACAGGAGGUUGUCUACCUCUUUAUUCCAACUCAGGCAGUCGGGGCCUUGAUCGGCAAGAAGGGCCAGCACAUCAAACAACUCGCCCACUUCGCUGGAGCUUCUAUCAAGAUUGCUCCAGCUGAGAAUCCAGAUAGUAGGAUGGAUGGUGAGAGGAUGGUUACUAUUACUGGAAAUGCAGAGGCUCAGUUUAAGGCCCAAGGUCGGAUAUUUGGGAAGCUGAAAGAGGAGAACUUCUUCUCAGCGAAGGAGGAGGUCAAACUGGAGACACACAUCAAGGUUCCCUCAACCGCAGCUGGCAGGGUCAUCGGUAAAGGUGGAAAGACGGUAAAUGAGCUGCAGAACCUUACAAGUGCUGAGGUCAUCGUACCGCGGGACCAAACCCCAGACGAGAAUGAUGAAGUCUUUGUGAAAAUCAGCGGUCAUUUCUUUGCCAGCCAGACUGCACAGAGGAAGAUCCGGGAGAUCAUUCAGCAGGUCAAACAGCAGGAACAGAAGCACCAGCAGGGCACCGCCGUGUCACCGCACCACGCCAAGUGACCAGCGGGGCGGCUCCGGCGGGUGCCAGCCAAUGAAUGUAGCCCUCCCAAACGGACAGAGACCUACCCAGACAAAGGCCACGGCCAAGGGGGACAUGCAGGGCAGACCAGCAGCACCAGGAUCAAAACCAAAGAACUUCACUAGGGGGGAAAACAAGUAAGAGCCAAAGGCUGAGGGCAUUGUGUGCACUGCCAGCCCCGUGAGAGCAGAUAGAGUGGGAAAAAACCGUACUGAUAUAAUAUAACAAAAAAAAAGACCAAAAAAAUCUAUAAGGAACGUGGACAUGGCAGAGAAUUUUGGAACUGUUGUCGUCACAGUUCCAAACAGGAAAUAGUAUGUCGCCCUGAAUAACGUUAUCUCUUUAGUUGGACUAACAUAGGCCUAACAAACUGAUAAAGCAAAUGUAUUAACACAAGCGUAUACGAGGCAUUGUGAUAAAUAUUUUAGGUUAGAACGAGCGCGAGGGACAAUGGACUCUCACAUGAAUUAGAGAUAUUCAGAUUGAAAGAUGAAAUAUCCUUAGCAGUAUUAACACAGAGUAGAAAAGUAUAUUGAUACACACUGAGAGUACGCACUGUUAUUUUACUAUCAAAAUGACAGAACAACUUGGUUUAGUUUCUAAUAUUUGUGCUUGUUCCAGAGAUUGAUUGUGCUCUGACAGCCUCAUAAGGCAAUUCCCCUUGUGUGUUCACAGUAUAGGCCACUGAAAUCAAAAGAAAAACACUUGUAAGAAAAUAUGGUGAAUGGGUCUUUUUAACAAGCCUGUGUGUGUGCCAACGCAAAAGAUAACGUCCCUUUUAAGUGUCUCUCACCAAUCAUAUCUGAUGCUUCUACUCUUUUUUUCUUUUUUUUCUUUAUUUUCUGCUUAUUUCUGCUUUAAUUUCUCAUCACUCUCUCUCAUCUGGCGUGUUUUUUUAAUAGGUUAAAAACAUAUUUGUUGUCAAGGAACAGUUUCUUCCCCCAUAGCCCUCAUUGAACUGCCACUUUCACUCAACAGAGGUUAAACGCAUCAGAGGAAUUUUUAAACUGAUAUAAUUCUUCCAUGCUGUAACAGUAACUAUAACAGCAUUCAUGCUUGUUGUCCUGAUAUUUAAAAAAGAAAUCUAAACAUUGUCUAAUAAAGGACGAUCAGAGCAAAUCUUAAAAAAACUAUUUGGUCAAACUUAAUUUGCUUACAGGUGACCAGUCGUUUUGAGCCACACGCUCGGCCUUAUUUGGGACGUCAUGAGGUCCGACACAAACAUAAGAAAUUAGACGUUGUUUUGAGGGAGGGUGCUCACUUUUGGUGUGUGAAGUGGCAGUGAGGAAAAAGUUUUGGGUUAGAGGGUGGUUUGGGAGGCACUGUAUGACCUGUGGUACACACACAACCGCAAACGUGACCACAGCCGUGUUUGGCUUUAACCCUCUCUUGUCAGGGAGCUUUCUAAAACGGCAUGACAGCUGUGAAUGUACGAUAUGCAGCCUUUUAGAAGAAUCACCCCUGCCGUGUCCAGCAGGCGGGGCCACAAGCACACAGAUUGUCAUUCUCACCCUCGCUCUUUCUUUUAACUUUUUCUUUUUUGUUUUGUUUUAUUUUGGCGAGCCAGCCGACCGCUCUGCGAGUGCGCUGGACACGCAGGUCCUCCUGGUGUCCCUUUACUGUGGAGACCAUGGAAUCUUGUUGCCUUAUUUUGUCAACUUUUAGACACCACCCAUCAGCUUCAUCUUCCAGACGCAAGGUUAUUGCCAAUACGCACAGCUUCCUCCGUGUGUGUGCGUUUGUGUGCGAGUGCGCAUGUGUGUGUAUAUAUAUAUAAAAAGAGAGAGUAAUAUUUAUGAAUCUAUUUUUUUCCUAUUUUGUGAUGAGAGCUAUUGAUAAGAAACAAAAAGAAAAACAAAGUCCUUUUCUUUUCUUCCUCAGUGGGACACUGCCAUAUUAUUUUGAAGGGAAGUGUUUAUUUUCUUGAAAACUAGACUAUGAAUAAUAAUAUAAACAAAAAACCUGAAAAAUAGGAGAACAGUUAAGUGAACCAUCGAUAACUUUGGUCAGGAUGUGAACAGUGCGCAUGUCAGUAUUGUGAUCUACCUCAGGCUUCAGGGUACCUCAGUCCAAUCUUUCAUUUCCCCUUUUUCCACAUUUUGUAUGCCUUGUUAACUGAUCAUUUUGAGCGUUUUUAAUUUUCUUUUUUAAUGAAAAAAAGACAAAAGAUCUACAGUAAUCUCUAAACUCUUCAGGUCCAGUCAACUAGUGAAACUUUGUCAACCCUGUUGGACUGUCUUUACCUGGACGCCAUACAACCUCUUAAUGAUACACGUCAAAAGGAUUUCAAAGUACAUUUUCUGUAGAAAGGAAUGAAGAGCAGGAUCUAAGGGGUACAUACCUGCCCGAAGUGGUUCUGAAUGUGGAUGUUGUGUACUGAUUUCACAGAAAUCAGAGAAAGGAAAGAAAAGUCAGUUGAAAACAAAACAGAAACCAACCAUCUGUACCUCCUGCUUUUCCCAACUGUACCUCCAGGUUUUUUUUAGACUUUAAAAAAAACAACAAUGAAGUUUAUUCACUUGUGGAAAAAAAAAAAAGAUUUUUUUUAAACAACCCAAUUCAAUCGUACCAGCUCUAUUUGAUAAAAACAUACUCUGGGGUUGAUUUGAAGAAAACACAAAGCUGCAAAAAUAGACUGACGGGACUCUUUGAACUUGGUGUAAAAACCCUAGUCUUCUGUGUAGAAUGUAGAACAACUCUAGUCGUUGAAAUGUCACUGUGUACGACAAGAUACCUGUAUAUCUGUAAACAUGUACAAUAGAGUCACACAUUAAUGCAUCGUUUUCUGUUUCUAUAACACUCAUCAGUCUACACCUGCGAUGUGAGAGAUGGUGGGAGAAGUUUUAGAGCGUCACAGCUUGCCUCAAAACUGACCUUUAAACGGUUUUCUCAUCAAUCUAUAGAUGAUUUUUUUUUUUUUGAUGUGCUGUACAUUUCAGAAUUACCUCUCAGAAUCCAAGGCUGACUUUAGUUACUAAAACCGAUUUAGGGCGAAAAAUAAUUAAAUAAAGAAAUUAUAUAGUGAAAGUUAGUGUUUGUCUUUGGAGUUCUUUUAACUGUUUGAGAGCUGAUUUUUUUUUUUUUUUUUUCGAGGGCAGGCUUUUGUCAUCAGAUGAGCUGGAUCAUUGUCCCAGUGAACACAGAUUAGCAGUGCUGAAAUAAAACAUAAAAGGUCUAUCGAACUCACACAAUGCCUGAGGCUUGCUG